Messenger RNA from Ogataea angusta, 267 nucleotides. RefSeq lists its product as uncharacterized. NCBI's taxonomy places the organism in Eukaryota, Fungi, Ascomycota, Pichiomycetes, Pichiales, Pichiaceae. The record is from RefSeq and is a predicted model, not a curated record. The transcript has a single exon. The coding region runs from base 1 to 267 and encodes 88 amino acids.
AUGCUCACGCCAUACCUCCUAAUGUUGAUUUAUACAUUCUUGAACCUACUCAUUAUCCAAGCGUGGAGGCAUCUUGGUAAGUCCUGGCAGAUUGUAACAUCGUCAUCUCAAUCACAGGAUGGUGCUCGGGUAUGUGCUAGAAUUAUCAAUCCUAGAAUGAUGCCUGAACACGGGUUUCUUGCUGAUUUAUUUACAGAUCAUGAUGCUUUUGGCUGUCGCUGUAUUUCCACACGAAGCAGGAUCACCGACAACUCGUAUCAGUAUUAA